Molecule: messenger RNA, 639 nt
Organism: Adineta ricciae
Lineage: Eukaryota; Metazoa; Rotifera; Eurotatoria; Adinetida; Adinetidae
Source: the annotation of a GenBank genome assembly
AUGAUAUUUUGGUUAUCUAUUGGUCUGUACAGUAUCCACAUAGAAGUGCAUCCGCCCGUUAUUAUUACGAAACCGUUUGGUCUUGUAAUUUUUGUUAUUUAUCACUAUGCCUCCAAGAUCGAAAAGAAGAUAGGUCAAUCAGUAGCUGCUCUAAGAAAUCGUUGGGUAAAGGAAAAUAUUGACCGAUCAGAAGAAGUUUUCUACGUGGGAAGUGCUAUCAAUGUGGAUGAGUUAAAUGAAGAUAAUAAACAGGAAGACUUUUUUAACAACAAAAUUAGUGUUUUGAAUACUGGAAAUUUGCUUGAAAUUAUCAAACAAGAAACUUCUUUGCGGUCCUUGUCUAUGUUAGUUUUCUUAUCAUUAAUGUAUUUCGGUAUACCUCGGCGAGAAAUCGAUUCAUUUUCAAAAGAUAUUGGUGCGCUUACUGCCGAAACAUGCCAUAAAAGCAGCGCAAAUCUAAUUGAACAAGAUUUAGACGAACUUUUGGUGGACAAUAGAAGUGGUAAGCAUAGUGAAGGUUUAGUAGCAUAUGAACGUGGCGAUUCUUAUAAAGAUGUUCUGAAAAUGUAUUUUAGCUCAAUUUGCAAAGCCAACGUCGUUUCACAUCGUCAAAUCACCAAUUCUAAGUUGGAUGACUGA